Messenger RNA from Postia placenta MAD-698-R-SB12, 1137 nucleotides. RefSeq lists its product as hypothetical. The record is from RefSeq and is a predicted model, not a curated record. NCBI's taxonomy places the organism in Eukaryota, Fungi, Basidiomycota, Agaricomycetes, Polyporales, Adustoporiaceae. The coding region runs from base 1 to 1137 and encodes 378 amino acids. The transcript is spliced from 9 exons.
AUGGGGCACCAUAGUCGACUCUGCUGGCAGCCGCUGUGCGGGCAGGCCCUGGCCAGACAGGCGCUUGCAGUGCGAGACAGUGCAAGCUGUGCACCCGUCGUGCGACAGGACACGGUCGCGCAGGACGCGGUCGCCAUACCAGACGCGCACGGUGCUCCCGCCGUCCCUUCGCGCAGACUCGGCAUGAACCAUCCGGACACAAAGCAUCUGAGCGCAGUCGUGUAUCGUCUGCACGGAGGCGUGCAAGCAGCCACAUCGUGCGUCCCUGUCGAGUGCUCGCGCCAGCCGCUGCUCACAGCGCUCUGCCCACAGUACCAGCUCAUGGUGGGCGGCGUCGUCCCGCGUCCGAUCGCGUUCAUCUCCGGCAUCUCUGCCGACGGCGUUGAGAACCUGACCCCCUUCAGCUGGUUCAACAUCGUCACCUCCGAUCCCGCAGUCAUCUCGCUCAGCCUGCUCCACCAUCAGCCCACGACAGACGCGUCCGCCCUCAAGGACAUCGCCGCGAGCAUCCUCGCCGCGCAGCUUCGCUGUCAAGCUCGUCUCCGAGCCCUUUCCACAGCACACCAACGCCUGCGCCGUCAAUGCGCCCCUGCACGGCAGCAAGUGGACGCUCAGCAGCCUUACCCGCACCCCCAGCUUCAGUCCCCCGCGCACGCGCCGAGCAGCAUGGGGAGCUCGCAGCGCGCGCUCAGCCCCGCAACACUUGUGUCAUCAAACUGCACCGGUCCCACAUCUUACAUCAUAGCAGCGGGGCGAUCUAGUGCACGACUGCCCCCGACCGCGCCUACGUGCAGCCAGCGCUGUGCGCGCAUCAUGGACUAUCCGCGCAUAGGCUGCGCCGUCAAAAUCAAGAUUCCGGCACACGUGCUGCGGCCGCGCUCGCUCUUCUCGUUCGACGGCAGCGCUGUGAAGGAAGCAGAUCCAGCGGUGAGGCGUCUGUACUCAUUAGCUGCCCGGCGCGUCUGCUUCUCCCGCGCGCUCGUAUCCCCUCUCGACGCACACGACGUCAGCAUUAUUAUCCGGUUCCGUACCAAUCACGGCCUCUCACCCUCGGUCAAGGCUCAACACGGCCCGGCCACGAUCGAGUGCGUCAUGGCGUGCGGGACGCAAACACCUACGCGUCGCACAUUGCGGUAA